AAAUCUCAAAACAAAAAACAGGGCCUAGACUACACUAGAAUCCUCUUAGUCAUCUUUAUAAAUACCCAACCCAUCAAAUCCUUCAAUCAGCCAAAAAAUUCAGCAAAAAUCUGUCUCUGAAGUUUUUCACAACAACAUCAAAGUUCAAAAAUGUCGAUGAUUCCAAGCUUCUUCGGUGGCCAACGCAGCAAUAUCUUCGACCCAUUCUCUCUAAACGUGUGGGAUCCGUUCAAGGAUUUGCCAACCCAAAUUUCCAAAGAGAAUUCUGCUUUUGUCAACACUCGUAUUGAUUGGAAAGAGACCCCAGAAGCUCACGUGUUGAAGGCGGAUCUUCCUGGGCUAAACAAGGAGGAAGUGAAAGUCGAGGUCGAAGAUGACAGAGUGGUUCGGAUUAGUGGAGAGAGGAAGAUAGAGAAGGAAGAUAAGAAUGACACGUGGCAUCGUGUCGAGCGGAGCAGUGGCAAGUUUGUGAGGAGUUUCAGGUUGCCGGAGAAUGUUAAGAUGGAUCAGAUUAAGGCUGUGAUGGAGAAUGGGGUUCUCACUGUUACUGUUCCCAAAGUGGAGGUGAAGAAACCUGAUGUCAAGGCCAUUGAAAUCUCUGGUUGAUUUUGUGUGUGUGUGUGUGUGUGUGUGUGUGUGUGUGUGUGUGUGUGUGUGC
Messenger RNA from Quercus lobata, 658 nucleotides. Its product is annotated as 17.5 kDa class I heat shock protein-like. Lineage: Eukaryota; Viridiplantae; Streptophyta; Magnoliopsida; Fagales; Fagaceae. Bases 151 to 606 code for a protein of 151 amino acids. The record is from RefSeq and is a predicted model, not a curated record. The transcript has a single exon.